CUCUCUUCUCGUUGACCGACCCGAAAGAAAGGUGUGCCAACAAUGUCGUGGUUCUCGAACCAAUGGAACAAGUUUAUGGGACCCGACGAGGAUGCACCGAGGGAGCCGGUCCGCCGAGUCGAGGUCAUCUGGGGUCGCGAGAGGCUCGUGGUUCAACUCGAUCGAGGGGGCGGAGGGAGCAGCGCCGGAGCCGGCGGAGGAGGCGGAGGGCCUCUGGCCCAGCCAGCUCCGUUGACAUUGGCCGACCUCAAGCAGCGCCUGGUCCAGAUGACUUCGGUUCCGUAUGGCCAGCUCAAGCUCAUCUACCAAGGCCUGGUCCUGAAAGACGACGGGGCCUCGCUCGCCUCGUACAACAUUCAAAACGGAUCCAGACUGAUGCUCGUGGGCACACGAGGGGGUGUUCCAGCGACGGGCGACAUGCCCGGGCAGAAGUCGAGCAUCUACGACCAGGCAGGUGGGGCGGCGGGCGCGUCGGGCGCAGUUCCUCGGGCCUUGACAAAGGGCGAGGAGCUGGCGAUGCGCAAAAGGCAGCGGGAGGAGGACGUGAGCGAGGCAGGGCUGAUGGGCAGAAUCAACGAAGCAGUCGAAGGGGUCCGCAAAGAACUCUUGCCCGAAGUCAAAGAAUUUGUCAGAACAACAACAGCGGCGGGAAAGGUGCCGGCGGAACAGAAGGACAAGCUAGCGUUGCAGCACCGCAAGCUCUCUGAAUUCCUCCUCCGUGCCCUCCUCACACUCGAUGGCAUCGCUGUCAACACAGACGAGACACGCAAGCACAGAAAAGCCGCCGUCAAAGAGGUCCAGGGCCAUCUAGACCAAGUAGACGAAGCAUGGCAACAUUUCAAGGAGGCAUCCAAGGGUAGUGUGGGCGAAAACAGCAUCAAAUCAUAGUAGCCGAGAGAGCACAAGCAUCCGAAAUCACAUGUACAAUCACAACUAGAUCCCAUUGACCCCAUUGACAAAAGAAAAACGGAAAGAUGGUAUAGUAGCAAAGGGUUCAAUGCAAUGCAUCACCGUCUUCUCUCAUCAUCGAAAGGAUCGUCGUCCUCCUCGUCUUCGUCAUCGUCAAAUAAGACGUGGUGGCCUUGGCCACCAUUCCCAGUCACGUUUCCAUUCAUUUGCGCAUCGGAGCGGUCAUUCUUUGCCCUCUUGCCCUCGAGCCUGUUCAUCUCGAGGGAACCAGAGCUGCCGCUAACUACGCCUUCCUCCGAGUCCUCGUCGACGCGCAGCGGAGCCGAUUCACCCAUGCUG
Molecule: messenger RNA, 1248 nt
Organism: Acaromyces ingoldii
Lineage: Eukaryota; Fungi; Basidiomycota; Exobasidiomycetes; Exobasidiales; Cryptobasidiaceae
Exons: 2
Coding region: 43-888 (281 amino acids)
Biological process (GO): protein stabilization
Cellular component (GO): cytosol; cytoplasm; membrane
Molecular function (GO): protein-folding chaperone binding; adenyl-nucleotide exchange factor activity
Source: RefSeq, a predicted model, not a curated record